Molecule: messenger RNA, 1454 nt
Organism: Nelumbo nucifera (sacred lotus)
Lineage: Eukaryota; Viridiplantae; Streptophyta; Magnoliopsida; Proteales; Nelumbonaceae
Gene: SYP132
Product: syntaxin of plants 132
Biological process (GO): vesicle fusion; exocytosis; intracellular protein transport
Cellular component (GO): SNARE complex; endomembrane system; plasma membrane
Molecular function (GO): SNARE binding; SNAP receptor activity
Source: RefSeq, a predicted model, not a curated record
CGUAAAACCCCCUGUUUCAAAUCGACAACGCCCCUCUGUCAGCCGUAAAACCCACUGUUUCGAAUCAACAACCCCCCUCUCUGUCCGAUCUAUCGCAGCUCUCUGUAAGCACCUUUCGUCUGCUGUCUGGUCCUCCCUUCGGGACCCUAGACCUGCUUUUGAAAGGACAGUGGAAGAGUUUGCUGCUAGAUCUGUUAUUUUGUGCUUUUCUUGCGAGAUUUUUAUCGCAGAUCUUCUCUUCGAAAUUUACGUUCAGUCGCUUCUGCCAAAAUGAACGACCUUCUAUCAGAUUCCUUUGAGAUUUCUAGAGGUCAAGCUUCAAGGAAUGCAGAUGUUGAAAUGGGCACAUUACCUCCAGCAAAUUCAGCAGACCUGGGUUUAGAUAGUUUCUUUAAACAGGUUCAAGAUAUUGAAAAACAAAUUGAUAAGCUUAACAAGCUACUGAAAAAGCUCCAGGAUGCAAAUGAAGAGUCGAAAUCUGUAACCAAGGCUGCUGCCAUGAAAGCAAUCAAACAGCGAAUGGAGAAAGAUGUAGAUGAAGUUGGAAAGAUUGCUCGUUCAGUAAAAUCAAAAAUUGAAGAGAUUGACAGAGAAAAUGUCACCAAUAGGCAGAAGCCUGGAUGUGGAAAAGGAACAGGAGUAGAUCGGUCCAGAACUGCAACAACUGCUUCCUUGAAGAAGAAAUUCAAAGAUAAGAUGUCUGAGUUUCAGACUCUACGGGAAUCCAUCCAUCAAGAGUAUCGGGAUGUUAUUGAGAGAAGGGUAUUUACAGUAACUGGUACAAGAGCUGAUGAAGAGACAAUUGACCGGUUAAUGGAGUCCGGAGACAGUGAGCAAAUAUUUCAGAAAGCAAUUCGGGAACAAGGCAGAGGCCAGAUAAUGGAUACAGUAGCAGAAAUUCAAGAGCGCCAUGAUGCUGUAAGAGAACUAGAAAGAAGGCUUCUUGAAUUGCAGCAGAUAUUCCUAGACAUGGCGGUGUUGGUAGAUGCACAAGGUGAUAUGUUGGACAACAUAGAAUCACAGGUCUCUAGUGCUGUUGAUCACGUACAGUCAGGAAAUACUGCACUACAGAGGGCAAAAAGUCUACAGAAGAGCUCCCGGAAAUGGAUGUGUAUAGCAAUUCUUAUCCUUCUUAUAAUUGUGGCCAUCAUAGUUGUGGCCGUGAUCAGGCCUUGGGUUAAUAAGGGUUCUUAACUGGAACACUAUAUGUGAUGUAAGUGUUUUUAUUGAUACCUCAGAUAUUUAGUUUUUGGUUUUCAAUUUAUUAUCAUAUAUUGCUUUUCCUGGUCCUUGUUUACACUUUACAGUUCCCAGCUUCUGGUUGUGUCUUUCGGGUGCUAUAGAGCAAUUGUUUUGGCUUUGUUUGUGCAUUCCAUGUAUGGAAUCGGAUAUCUUGUAUUCUUGUUCUCUGUUACUAUAGAUUUGCGCCUAGGCAAUUUCUACUAAGCUCUCAA